GAUACACCAGAGUAAACAACAACCAAAAGCAAUAAAUUCAGUAUUCAACUAAAUAUCGCCAAGUCAUCACAUAAAUUGAGUUUAUACGCCAUGUUCCGUCCUUCCAUGACCUCGUUGCGUGCUGGCCGUGUCAUCGCCCCAUCUCCAGCUCCCGCAAUGCCGCGCAUGUUCGCAACAUCAUCCCUUCUCCGGACGGACAUUAGCAGCAGCGCAUUGCCUAAACAGAAGCCUGUUGGCGCUUUUCGAGGGGGUAUCUUUGGCUUCUUGCUGGGCUCCGUCGCGGCCGGCGUGUCUGUGUAUUACUACGUCUUGAAGGAGUACAGAGUGUCUAAUGAACUUUUGACGGAUGAUAUCUAUGUACGCGGUUGCAGAAUCCCUAUCUUUUUCUACGCCUGGGUAUUGCUUAAUACUAACAGUUGUCUAGGCCCUUCAAAGCGCUUCACAAAAACUACACAAAUACGUGACUGAGCUGGAGACUAAGGUAGACCAGCUACAGAAAAAGAAAUAAUUUGUUAUAUAUCUAUCUACUUGGACAAAGCUCUUCUCCCUUUUCUCUGUGUUGGUUUUGCAUUCAGGGCGCUGGCGAAUAUAGCGAUUUUAUAUCUUUCUUCUUUCUCCUUUCUCCUUUCUCCUUUGAUGAGUUUGCAAGUCACUUGAUUGAGUCGGUUUAUGGUAAUCUGAGGCUUUAUGGUUAUUUAUGUACGGAGACUGAAAGUGUCCAUCUUGAUCAUUGUAUUUCUUGCAGUAUAUUAACUUGGAAUUGCCAAGAUUACCUUGGACGAUAUGGAGUAGUCUCGUAUGAAUAUGAAUGUGGAUUAUUUACUCAUCAAUAAAAUCGGAGGGAAGACG
Messenger RNA from Talaromyces stipitatus ATCC 10500, 849 nucleotides. RefSeq lists its product as uncharacterized. The coding region runs from base 91 to 468 and encodes 125 amino acids. The record is from RefSeq and is a predicted model, not a curated record. The transcript has 2 exons. NCBI's taxonomy places the organism in Eukaryota, Fungi, Ascomycota, Eurotiomycetes, Eurotiales, Trichocomaceae.